Lethenteron reissneri (Far Eastern brook lamprey) is the source of this 3401-nucleotide messenger RNA. It is a transcript of the gene FRMD8, whose product is annotated as FERM domain containing 8. Gene Ontology annotation, biological process: negative regulation of canonical Wnt signaling pathway. NCBI's taxonomy places the organism in Eukaryota, Metazoa, Chordata, Hyperoartia, Petromyzontiformes, Petromyzontidae. Gene Ontology annotation, cellular component: plasma membrane; cytoskeleton. The record is from RefSeq and is a predicted model, not a curated record.
GGAGGGGGUGACGGGGUGGUGACGUCACUGCACAGGAAGUGAAGCGCGCCCCGCGGAGUCGCAAGGCCGGAGGCGACAACGACUCAGCACUGCAGCGACUACUCAACUUCUACUAACAUCGUACAGCUACUAACAUCGUACAGCUACUAUCUCAUCACCACUACUACUACUGAGGUACGCUGGAGUGAGCAAGGCUGAGAACCCCCCGCUGCUGCUGCCUUUUUCAAGGCCCCAUGAGCCUCGGCUGCUGCCUCCACUGAGCCACGACUUCACGUGUGGAGGAGGAGGCGGAGGAGGAGAUGGCAACUGUCGGAGAGGGAGGGAGGGAGCCAGGGCUGACGAGGCAGGAGAGCGUCAACUCUGCAACCCGGCCGCUGGAGCUGUGUGUCUACUUGGCGGAUGACAUGCCGGUGCCACUAGUUGUUGAGAAUGGUGCAGGUGUCACGGCUGGGGAGCUGUGCCACUACCUGCAGGAGGCACACGGUCUUCCAACCCUCGCCAACGACGUCUUCGCUCUGUGGCUCAUAUCGUCACGGCUCGAGCUGCAGCUGAAGCCGCGCCACCAGCCGUACCGCCUGUGCCGUCAGUGGCCGGACCUCCUCUACCGCUUCACCGACUGCCCCCUGAGUCACAUCCAUGAUGAUGUGCCGGCUCUCAUCUACCGCAGGAACGUGUUUUUUCCCAAGAGCCGAGAAGCAGAGGUGACAAACACUGAGAUGCUGGGGUUGCUGUACCGCGAGGCGAAGGGCAACGUGUUGGCCGAGCGCUACCCAUGUGACCCGGCUGUGCUCACGCAGUUGGGCGUUCUCACCUGCGCCAUCGAGAUGGGCCCUCACGACCCCGCUCAGCACACCGCCGCCCGCAUCAAAACAUCGUUAAGCGAGUACCUGCCCCCCCACAUGUGCAAGUCCGGCGGAGGGAGCGGAGGGGGGCUGCUCUCAGGGCUGCUGUCUCGGGGGACAGCGGGAGGGGGCAGCCGCCCCCCAGCACGGGAGCUAGUGCUGCUGCAGGGCUACGAGAAUCUGUGCAGGGAGCAGGGCGCAGAAGCCUGCACCCAGCGCACACCCCUGUUCAUGCAGUACCUGCGCAUCUGCCAGCAGCUGCCCUACUACGGGUGUGCGUUCUUCUCUGGCGAGGUUGAGCGGCCCGCAGGAGGUGGGAUGCUCCGCCUUGUGGGAGCCGGCCGUAAGCCUGUGCUGGUCGCUAUUUCCCUCGAAGGCAUCUACAUCAUUGACGUCAAGGAGAAGCAUGUGCUGCUGGGCCUGCGCCACACGGAGCUGUCGUGGGACGUGACGGGCCCCGACGAGGAGCACCCGGACGACGCCCACGCGCUCUGGCUCGAGUUCGACGGCACCGAAGACGGCGCUGCCGUCAACCGCCUCCUCAAGGUCUACUCCAAACAGGCCGAGCUGAUGAACGGGAUGAUCGAGCACUGCAUGGAGCUGAGCCACGCGACGACCCCUGCCACACCCUUGAAUUCGGUGGCCCCCGUGACCCCCGUGACCUCUAGCGAUCCCGAGGAGCCCGCUGUCAUUACGGGCCCCUCCUCGGAAGGAGGGGCUCCCAACACCGCCAGUACCGAGGCAGGGGCCAGGGGGCGCGGGCGUAGGGGGAAACUGCAGCGGCAAGAGAGCGUGCUGGACAGUCGGGUGGAGCAGCUGUCCACCAUCUCAUAUGUGGACGACGGGAAGGAGCUGCGGCGUGUGAAGCCACGUCGCGCCGCCUCUUUCUUCUCGCGCCAGCCCAGCGUCUCUGGCAAGGUCUAUGCCACCGUGGCGGCCACGGAUGGCACCGGCGACGGGGCUCCCUAGCGCCUCCCUCCCACACCCGGCGUGGCCCCCCCUCUCCCCCUCCCCCCCCAACUUCGCACACCGGUGGAUGUCGGGGACAACCGUCACGAAUGGGCACAGCUUGCCUUGAAUAGACGGGAGCCGUCGGCUCCACCUGCAACACCGGCUGAUAAUGGCAACGACAAUCGCACGCGGCGAGGCGCGCGUUUCCACACCCGUGCCGGCGCCAUCGCCACUACCGCCACAGCUAGCUCGACCGCCUCCAACGCCGCCACUGUGCUGGGCUCAUCCCGGGGUGGGAGCCGCGGUGAUUGAUGGGUCAUGGUGGCAGCGUUUACGAUGUGCGGCGCAAUGCUUAACGUGGCAGCAGCAACACGAGACCAAUUAUAUGAAUGUUUACACAGCGACUGUCUGGGCGAUGACACUCCCUCCGACCGCGACGGCCGGGCCCCAGCACGACGUCCCUCCUGCGCCUCUCCCACCCUCCCCCCACCCUCCCCCCACCCUCCCCCACCCUCCUCCCACCCUCCCCCCACCCCCCCCCCCACCCCCCAGCGCGUCCACGCGUGAACAAUCGGCCGCCCACCCCCCAGUGUUAGCACUCGUUGUUUUCUACGCGUUUUGAGUAAAACUUUUGAGCAGUUGUCAGCGCUUUUGGUGAGUUCUGCGCUGGCUCCGUUAGCAACAACGGUGUGCGAGCGGUGGGGGGGAAUUCUCACGGUUAUCACCGCCCGUGAUUGUGCCAAAUCACCGCGACAGGUUCAUGUCUGGAAUGGGGCUCGCUGGCUUCGUGUCGGGUGACGACGGAGCUUAAUUUCUCACUGAAUAUUUUCCCGGUCGCUGGCAGACUGGUGUGUAAGGUGGCACGUGACUGGUAACCACAGCCAUAGCAAGAGGUAAACUGGACAGACAAAGCUGAGACCAAGUGUCUUUGUGGAAAAGUGUGUGUGCAUGGUGUCUGGCUUUCGAGAUGGAGAAGCUAUCCAGAGGGUGGGGGUCUCCUGAAUUUAAGUAAUGGAGGUUGUGUGCUUCCUGUUUUUUCUGAAUCAGGAAUUUAGGUAUGGAAGGGACCCCCCAGGCGUAUGUUGAACUUCUUUCGCACCGUACGUAGCCAACCGUACUAACCGGAGGUGCGGGGGAAGGACAACAAACUAAACACAAAAAGCGGUUAAGAAAUUAGUUUUCAAUAUAGUCCCUCUGAGGUAGGUAUAUAUGGAUCCAGGGGUGGUGUGUGGUUUUUCUGAAGUGGGAGUUGGUGUGGUCCUCCCUGCGCUGCCCUGAGCUAGCGGAAGGGGUGGUGUUCGGUGCACCUCUGCUUUAUGGAGUGCGGAUGGUGUGGUUCAUGGGGCCCCCCGAGUUAGGGUAAUGGGGGGUUGUGUGUGUGGAUGCGUGCUCCCUCAAUCUCAAUCCUGGAAUCCCCUGAGCUCGGGACCACAGCAAGGCGGUGGCCCCAGGUCCCCCUCCCCCUGCUGGCUUGCGUCUCUGCGCCACUCGGUUGAGAUUAACUCCUCUCUCACGCCUCAUCGCAUUUUAUUUCUGCAGCAAGAGAAUUUACAACCAAGAAUAAAACACGGCACAGCUCUGUACAAGCCCUAACCCCACCCGCCACGC